Athene cunicularia (burrowing owl) is the source of this 6368-nucleotide messenger RNA. It is a transcript of the gene RFLNA, whose product is annotated as refilin A. Bases 664 to 1215 code for a protein of 183 amino acids. Gene Ontology annotation, cellular component: actin filament bundle. Gene Ontology annotation, molecular function: filamin binding. The transcript has 2 exons. The record is from RefSeq and is a predicted model, not a curated record. Gene Ontology annotation, biological process: negative regulation of bone mineralization involved in bone maturation; skeletal system morphogenesis; negative regulation of chondrocyte development. NCBI's taxonomy places the organism in Eukaryota, Metazoa, Chordata, Aves, Strigiformes, Strigidae.
GUGAGGGCAGCAUCAGGACUAAAGAAAACCCCCAAACAAUUGCAGUUCCUGUGAGAAACAAGAAAGGAAGAAGGAAAGGAAAGGCUAAAUUUCAACAAAUUUAGCAGCAUGGAGUGCCCAAGACGUGGGCAGAGUCACUCACCUGGGUGAUGUGCUGGGCAGGGGGAGGUGGAGAGGAGCAGGGAGUGGUGGUGAGCGAAGGGCAGCCCGCUGCAUCACGUCAGCCCUGGGAGCUGGAGGUCAGUCUGUAAAUUGAUACAGCCACAGAUCAGAAGGUCAAGACAUCUUAAAUGCAAGGCCUGUACGAGGCUUCUCUGUGUGAGGAUGGGGGUUAAUGGUCCCGUUCUCUGCCAACCACCGUAAGGCUGUUUUUUGGCAAUGUGACAGUGGUCCUCCCCUUUGAGUUUUCUGCAUGGAGAAGAGUGCUUUCUGUGGUGUGGUGAACACGCUGCUAACCUGGGGCCCUGCUACAAACCUGGAAAAGAUGGGGACUGCAAGGGGGAGCUGAAUGAUGCUGAGAGGGCAAGGCGAGCGUAGCUUGCAUCGAACAAAGCUGGUCCUGAUGCUGCUGCCACCACCUGUUCUGUGGCCAGAGACCCUGUCACCUGCAGCAUCUCCCACGGGACUCUGAGGAGAUGGAGUUCAGCAAGGUUGGAGCCAUUAAUGUCUCCUGCCAGUGCUGCCUGCUCAGCUCCCAGCCACAGCACAUUGGGAACCAUGCCAACUUCAUCUGUUAUGUCCCAACACUUGCUGUGCUCUUCUUCCCUGCAGAUGCCUUACCUGCUCCUGAACCCAUCCGUGCCAGAGAUGAGGCCUCGAAUGUACCCUGUGUUCUUUGGAGAAAGCAUUGAGGUCAGCCCUGAGCCUGUGCAAGAAAUCAGGUGCAAUUCUGAGGUGAAGUACGACUCCGAGAAGCAUUAUCGGGAUGACAUCUUCUACGGCCCCAUCCCCACCGUCACCACCUACAGCGAGACAGUCAUUGCUGCUCCCAAUUGCACCUGGCGGAACUACAAGUCCCAGCUGAUCUUUGAGCCCCGCCAGAAGCCACUGAGGUUUCAGAGCACGACCAUCAUUUUUCCUAAGCAUGCCAAGAACAUUUACCGGACCACCCUCAACUACAGCUUGGGUUGUGCCAAGCGUUGGUUUGCUUCCAGCGUGCAGCUGGAACUCUGUGAGGAAACCAGCCCGUGCGUCAUCUACAGUGAGACCCUCUGAUGUGCCCUGCCGCUGGCAACCUUGUGACCUCAGGGAGGCUGUGGCCUUUGCUGGGUCUCUGGCUGGGCCUUCAUUGAUGGCGACUGAAUAUUAAUGGCUGAAGAACAUGUCAUCUUGGGUGAGGCUGAACUGGCUGGGAGGAGGCUUGCAGGGCAUGGGAUGGUUUUGAUCAAUGAGAGGCUGGCUUGUAUUUUGCAACGUUCCUGACAUUCACGAUCUGGAUUUUAUUUUAUUCCAAGCAUAUCUAUUUUUGACUUGUGUUUAGAUGAAAUCAAGAUGACAAAGGACCCUAUUACCCAUAGCAGAGUGCUGCAUUGUAAGCUCUGUAGGUCUUGUCUAGCACGUAGGUGAGACUCCCUGUAACCUUCAGAGCUCUUUUGAUCUCUGCAAAGGGAACAUCAGCUGCAGAGUCAGCGCCCAGUCUGCCCAGCAUACCUCAAGCCAGGUCCCUUAGAGAUUAAAUUCAGAGAAGGCAGUUAUCUGUAUCAAUACAUCACAGCUUGCUCCAGCAGCUCAUCUGGGAGAUAGCUGCAGGAUUACACCACUGCAGUAACCUCAGGCCUAACUUACUGGGAGGAGUGGGGACUGUCACCAAGAAAAAGAGGAAGAAAACAGGUGUAUGGUGCUCUUGCUAGCAGCUAGGUGUUUAUGCCAUAGCAAGGCACAGCACAAGCAGGAGAUGGGAGAAGGGCCUACCCUGACACACAGCCACCUCCUCUUGUGAGCCCUGCCAAGAGUAUGCAGGGGAGACUGAGGAAACUGAAUAGCUGAAGGGCUGUUUCCUGAAAGUGUCCAAGUGAAUCAGGAGCCCAGUGCCCUUUUUUCAAAAGUACUGUCAGUCCAAGUGUGCCAUGCUCCUCACUGUCUUGAAAACCCAAUUUACAGGGAUCAUUACGCCCUUACAGCCCUUUUGAGUUUCAGGGUAUGGCCAUAUUGCAGAGAGGAGCGUAGAACAGGAAGAUGCUAUGUAGCUUCAAAGAAGCCAGUGUAGGGUUAAAUCACGAGCAGGGUUACUCACCCUCUCAAUAGUUUCCAUACCUGUGGCAUGGACAGCUUUGCUGACUGUGGAGAAGCAGCCAAACUUUCUCAGUGUAGAGCUUGAAGUUUUGAAGAGCCCAAAUCCAUCCAGGUUUUCCUUAAUCAGCCAGGCUGUAGUGAUUCAGCAGGUACUUCUCAAACGAGCUCUCUGCAAAAGGAUCAAGAAAUACUGAAAGCAGGCGUCACUAAUCCUAAGGUAAACCCUUCCCCACUCGUGAAUUGUAUCUCCCAGUACUUCUUUGCUUUAGUAGCUCGCUGAAAAUCUGCAAGAGCUUGGAUUCCCACAAACAUAAAACCUUUGUAAAUGGCAUGGAGUCGUCUCCAAAAAUCUUACCAAGAAUUUUGGCAUGCUGCUCAGAAGAACCCAGACUGAGAAAAUCUCCACACAGCUCCAGAAAUUAAUUUCCAGCUUUCCCUCUUCUAAACUUUACAUUUUGUUCCUAACUUGCUGCAAGUCUGAUCGAGUUAUUUCAGAACAUAACUGAGCAGCCAAGUCAGAAAACCUGUUAACAAUGUCAACAAGACGUAGCUGAUUGCCCAGAACAGUUGACGCACAAACCCACAGAGAUUUAAAAAAAAAAAAACCAUCUGAAAAACUUAAAAUUCUAAAAUUAAGUAGUGACUUCUAAAGAUACUUUUUCCAUCAGUUUCAAAAGGCAAUUGGUAAAUGUAACCAGAAGUGUGACCUUUAUGAAACAGAGUUUUCUUGUUUGAAAUGAAGCACAAUUUUUCUACCAGAGGUAAAUAUAAGAUCUUCAUAUACAAACUUAAAUUCUGACAGCUGUAUCAUCAUUAAUAGUGAAAGAUGUGUGCUGUGGCAGUGGUGAACUCUGCCUCUCUGUUGGGGAGUUAGGACUCGGUAGGGAGAAACCUCUCAAAGGAUUUCCAAGGCUUCCACCUACUGUUGAAUUCUUUUCAGCAACACAGAAACAAGGAUUAUAUUUGUUAUUGGUCAGAUUUUGCUGUCACUGACUGUCAGCAUCACAGCCUGAAGAGCAGUGUCUGCCUCCAAAAGGAUUAUUCUAUGCCUGCAGCAACCCUUCUCCCCAGAGCUCCAGCAAACUUGAGUGCUGCGGAGCCAGCUUAGGCAGCAGGGCAGUUGCAGCUGGGAUGACUGUGGGCCCAGUGUGAUGCAAGUUGGUGAUGCACACGCUUGCUAGCUCACCAUGAGGUCUGUCCUGUUUCUCCACGUGCUGGGCAGCGAGCCUGUGAGCAGUGGAAAUACUCAUCUGCCUUCCUGGGCAUGUCGUGGAGGCUCUAGAGGGCUCUUUCCAGGCACCCGUGGGAGUCUGUAGCAAAGGGUAGGUAGGUUUCCAAGCUGAGCAGCAGUGUAAUCCAGGGGCAAAAGCAGGGCCAAUACUCAUACCCAGGGAGAUCCCUGCAUGGUGACAGAUUAGAUUGCAGGCACCUCCACCGAGCAGGCAUGGACACAGGCUGACCUCCAAACCCAAGGGAUGUCAGAGACCCCCUAUUCUGAGCAUACAUCAGGCUUUUGUCCUGUUGACAGUUGGACUAUUCCCCUGCUCCAAGCACAAACCUGCAGGUUUUGAUCACGCUGGUUUUUGAGCAGAGCAGGUUUUCCCCAGAAAAAUCUCUUUUAUGAUGGCCAGCUGCAGGCUUCUGCCCCCUUUGUCCGCUGUUAGUUCUGCUUCCUAAACAUUGGCCGCAACAGAAAAAAAGAAUUCAAAGAAAGCCAGAAAACUAGUGUGCAAAUACAAAUCCAGUGGAGAGAUCUGAACCACGGCCUGGUCUUUCACCACGCAGGGCCGGGGGCUGCGAAGGCAGAAGGUCUCACAGGUGGCUGUGACCCCCAGGAGGGUGCAGAGGAGGACUGCGUCCUUGGCACUGUAGGGUCCCCACACAUCCAGGCCAGGCCUCUUUGAAGCUUCGUGCUUUGUUUUCUCUGCAAAUAGACUAGAAAUGACCUAACAUGCUCCCGCUCCUUUGAGCUUAAGCAGCUUUUCUGGUUUUGCCACAUCAGGAAAAAAACAAACCAGAGAGCAGCUUGGGUUUCUCGGCUGCUGAACACACUGAGCUGUGUAGCCAUGGACAGGCCGUGGUGGGCUACCACCCUGGACCACAUCCAAGCUGUGACAUUGCCAAGUGCCUGAGAUCUGUGGAAAUUUUUGAAAAAUACCUUCUUAUACGGUGUCUCCCAUGAGCCCAUCACAAGCUGCUUUUUUUCUCAGUGAAAGCUGGCAUUGGAAAGGGACUUGGUUUUUCCUGAGAAGAAGAAAACCACAGAGGGUCAGGUCUUCACGCUUGCCUGGGUGCAGAUCCCACCCUCUGUCCCUGUCGCUCCUAUCUCUGUGGCUGGGUUAGGCGGUGGUAGAAGAGCCAAAGUUCAUCUUGCUUAUGACUGGGAAAAGGGAUGAGGUUUUUUGUUUGGCUUAAACACCAGAAACUGAAUUUUGUCUGUAUGUGUUGCCAAUUAAGAAUCUCUCUGAGCAGCCAAGAAGUGCCUUACCUGUAGUAUGUUGUGCAUCUAAAAGGAACCAUUAGUCCCACUAGAGAGGUUUUUUUCCUUUUAAAUGGACCAUUAUUAAUCUCAACCAACAGAUCUUUGUUCAUGUAUAUUUUCUCAAAGAUACAAAUGAUAAAUUCAGACCAUGGAAAUUCUGCUUAGAAAAGGUGAGUUUCCUUGAGCAGCUGGGACUGUGGCUACACAAUUUCUCCCCAGGAUCCAACUGUGCCUGUUGCCCACAGUCCUGUAAGCCUGAUGGGUAAAGUCAGACUCUGCCUUUAGGAAUUGUUUUCUGUCAGUAGUUAUUUUUGAGAUACGAACCUUUCCAGAAGGCAUCUGUUUCUUUGGGGGAAAAGUUGGGUUUUUUUCAGUAUGGAAGGUCACUGUCUCAAAGGUGUGGGGUUUGCUCUUCAUCCCCUUCCUUCCUGUGAUUGUUUUGCCCCUGAGUGCAAGAGAGCAUGCUUGUGUCUGGUCUCUGCAUCGCUGUCACUGCAUUUGGGGCCAAAAAGAGGGAACCCUAAAUAAUAUUGAACUUUCAGAAUCUGCGGAGUACUUUGCACAAACCGCAGAAGGAAAACUUAGACCAAAACAGUUUACUGCUUCUUUUGUCUUUUUUGUUGUUGUUGUUGUUGUUUUUGUUCUAAGCCAGCUCUACUUUUCUCAAUGUGAAAUACAGACAAAUAUGCACCCUAGGUGCAUACUUUCGGGGAAUGAGGACAUGAGGUUUGGGUGUUGAUAGCAGUGUUUGAGUGAGCUGCUGGUCAGAGAAGUGAAUGCUAUUUACUAUUUAUGUUGAGUGUGUCUUAAAAAAAAAAGGGAAAGGUCACUAGAAGGCUAAUGAGCAAAAAGACUUUGUAGAUCAACCUGAAGACUAAAGGCUGAGUGAAUCUGGUCUAGAGGUGAAUGGUUUUGUGUGUGAACACUGUGAGCUAGGAUAUUUAGCCAUUGUGGUUUUAACCUCCUUUUUUUUUCCUGUAGGGAAGGGCAUCCUUGCCUUCUUUAAUGCUGAAACAAAAUCAGAUCCAUCUUCUGUCAGUCCUUCAGUCCCACUGACGUCUAUGAGCAUCAGCAUUCCCCAGGCUUGCAGGGGACUGUGUGUAUCACACACAGAGAGCUGUGCCUCUGCAGAGAUGGGGGAACACUUUCUAGGGAAUGAUGGAUCUUGUUGUGGGAUAUUAAAAUUUCUAUUGGCAGAUAAAGUCUGCUCCCUGAGGAUCACCCCGUCACUCACAAAUUGAUCUGUCCUGAGCAUCUCCCCUGAAGUUCUCCUAUAACCAUUGUAUUUUAUAAGUCUUGGGAGGCACUAUUUUUUUUUUUCAGAUACUGUGAUGGCCAUCGAAAUGAGCAAAGUAUCCUACUGCAUGAAUUGUGACCUGAAGAUGGGGUUGAAAGGUGUUUGAAGGUUAGAGAAGGAAGAAGAACAUAUAGCUGAUGGAAAUGCAUAAGGAUGUGUCAUAUUUUUAUUUUUGUAAGUCUGAUUCUCUAAGUGCUUGUAAAGUACUUUACUGUUGUAUAUGUGGUGAUGCAGUAGUUCACAAUAUCCUUUUAUUUUUGUAUAUUCCCCCCUUCCACAAUAACCCCUUUCUGUUGAACUCAUAGAGAGUAAUUUAAGAAGACAGAAUUUAUAUAUCGUAAUAAAAUGCUCAAACUG